CACUUCUGUUAAUCCUCAACACAAAAAAAAAAAAAAAAUGAAAAAUAAAUAUCACUAUAGAGCAUAAAACCACCAAUGAACAUAGACUCCUUACACCACAAUAUUGAAGAAAAAAUUAGUAACUUCAUGGCUAAAAGUCACCAGUUACUAGUUUCAGUUCCAGCAGGAAGUUCUCCCGUUUGGGAUAUCAAAUGUAGUUUCCAUUCCCUUAUUGUUCUUUUAAUUAUUUCCCUUGUGGCAGGAGUGGUUUACUUGACCGGAGAGAGUGGCCGGUUCUUAUUCGAAGAUAAUAGUAAUAGUAAUAGUAAUAUGGGUAGGGGAAAGGAAAAUGAGUCGUCAUUGUCAUAUUCAAAUAAUAAGUGUAAUUUGUUUUCUGGGAGAUGGGCCUUCGAUAACAAGUCCUAUCCUCUGUACAAGGAGAAAGAUUGCAAGUUCAUGUCUGAUCAGUUAGCUUGCCAGAAGUUUGGAAGAAAGGACUUGAACUACCAACAUUGGAGAUGGCAACCUCAUCAGUGUGAUAUCGCAAGGUUCAAUGCCACCGCAUUGCUGGAGAAACUGAGAAAUAAAAGGCUUGUGUUCGUGGGGGAUUCACUAAAUAGAGGCCAGUGGGUUUCCAUGGUUUGCUUGAUAGAUACAGCAGUUCAAUCUUCCUUUAAAUCCAUGCACUACAGAUACAAUGCUUCCUUGAUCAUUUUCAAAGUCAAAGAUUAUAAUGCAACAAUAGAAUUCUACUGGGAGCCAUUGUUGGUGGAAUCAAACUCAGAUGACCCAGUGCACCAUCGUCUUCCCGAGCGAAUUGUUAGAGCCAAUUCCAUUGAAAAGCAUGGUAGCCGUUGGACCAAUGCUGAUUUUAUUGUCUUCAAUAGUUACCUUUGGUGGAGACGUCCCCACAUCAAAGUCUUGUGGAGUUCAUUUGAGAAGUCUGAUGGAAUUUACAAAGAAGUAAAAAUGUUACGGAGCUACGAAAUGGCCUUAAAGGCAUGGGCUGAUUGGUUGGAAAUCCAUGUCAAUCGCACCAAAACGCAAUUGUUCUUCAUGAGCAUGUCACCAGUUCAUGAAAGGGCUGAAGAAUGGGGCAAAGCAAAAGGGGAAAAUUGUUACAGUGAAAAGGAGUUAAUACAAGAAGAGGGAUACCAAGGAAAUGGAUCAGAUCCAAAGAUGAUGAAAAUAGUGGAAUCAACUAUGCAUGAACUCAAACAUAGAGGAUUAAAUGUGCAGUUACUCAACAUAACACAGCUAUCAGAGUACAGAAAAGACGGCCACCCUUCAAUCUAUAGGAAACAAUGGGACUCUCUUACUGAAGAACAGAUUGCAAAUCCAAGUAGUUAUGCAGAUUGUAUACAUUGGUGUCUUCCUGGAGUCCCUGAUGUUUGGAAUGAGCUUCUUUAUGCAUACUUCUUUAAUAAAUACUGAGAAUUAAUGGAACCUUUGGUUUUGUAAAGUUUUUUAUGAUUUGCCAUUUUUUGAAAACAAUCAAAAAUGUUUCUUCAUUUAGCCUAAAGCCCCACAUGACUUAAACCUGGACCAAACUGAUGCAUGUGGGGCAGGCUUUUCAUUUUUUUAUUUCCCUUUUUGAUUUUUGUUGAAAUCCAAAAUUGUAAGUGGUCUAUUUAGCAAUUGUAUAUAAGCGACAAUCUGACAAUUGCUUUAAUAUGUUGAAUUUGA
Molecule: messenger RNA, 1665 nt
Organism: Capsicum annuum
Lineage: Eukaryota; Viridiplantae; Streptophyta; Magnoliopsida; Solanales; Solanaceae
Product: protein trichome birefringence-like 34
Exons: 5
Coding region: 76-1413 (445 amino acids)
Cellular component (GO): Golgi apparatus
Molecular function (GO): O-acetyltransferase activity
Source: RefSeq, a predicted model, not a curated record